UCGCGAUGUGGGUCUUCAGAACUAUAGGUGUGACCAGGUGUUCUGCAGGUGUGUCAUCGUUGGCCAGGUGUCUGCACACCUGUCCAGUGCUGGAAGGUGUCACCAAAGCCAACCUGUCCAAGCUGCGCAAGAAAACCGGCUUCACAUUCGUCAACUGUAGGAAGGCACUGGAGAAGUUUGAAAAUGACUUAGAGCAGGCAGAGAAGUGGCUGAAGGAACAGGCACAGAAGGAGGGCUGGGCUAAAGCUACCAAACUACAGGACAGGCAGACUGCACAGGGGCUGGUGGGCGUGGCUCAGGAGGGCACCAUGGCAACCAUGGUGGAGGUGAACUGUGAGACAGACUUCGUGGCCAGGAACCCCAAGUUCCGCCAGCUGGUCACGCAGGUUGCCAUGGCAACACUCGGUGAUGUCAAAGCUCACCCGCAGUGGACCCUGGGCUGGCUUAAGGCCCUCCACACAGGCGAGGAGCUGAAGCAGCUGCAGAUAGGAGACACGACCUUAGGUGACCUCACGGCCCUCACCAUCGGCACUCUGGGAGAAAACAUACAGAUCCGCCGUGCCAUGUACUACUCUGUCCCCCCCAUCCCCACCAAACACGUCGGGGUCUACGUCCACGCGCCCGUUGCCGGGACGACCGGCGGCCAAUCGGGAAGCUGUGCUCUCGGGAAGUACGGCGCGCUCGUCGCCUUCCGACGGAAGAACACAGAGUUUCAGAACUUCAACGCCGCGGAGCUUGGCCGGCGGUUAGGACAGCACGUCGUCGGGAUGAGCCCCCUGACUGUCGGAGAGAUGCCGGAGGUUCGGGAGGAGGAAGGGGAGAAGAAGGAUGGGGAUAAGCAGGAUGAGGAGGAGAGGAGUACAGACAGUGAUGAGGAUGAGACACAGAUGCUGCGGCAGACCUUCCUGCUGGACCCCACCAUGACGGUGGGGGAGAUGACCAGACAGCAGGGCAUCGAGUUACUAGACUUUGUCAGGUUUGAGUGUGGAGAAGUGGAAGAGUCGUAAGAGAUUGGAAGAUACACUAGGAUGUACAGUUACCCCAUCAUCAUCAUCAUCAUUUAUUUGUUUUACCAGAGUUACAUCGCUCAGGCUUCAGCCUGUUUUUCAGGACUCCCUGGACA
Messenger RNA from Branchiostoma floridae (Florida lancelet), 1123 nucleotides. Its product is annotated as elongation factor Ts, mitochondrial. The transcript is spliced from 5 exons. Gene Ontology annotation, molecular function: protein binding; translation elongation factor activity. Bases 6 to 1007 code for a protein of 333 amino acids. The record is from RefSeq and is a predicted model, not a curated record. Gene Ontology annotation, biological process: mitochondrial translational elongation. Lineage: Eukaryota; Metazoa; Chordata; Leptocardii; Amphioxiformes; Branchiostomatidae. Gene Ontology annotation, cellular component: mitochondrial matrix.